Laetiporus sulphureus 93-53 is the source of this 807-nucleotide messenger RNA. RefSeq lists its product as uncharacterized. The transcript has 2 exons. The record is from RefSeq and is a predicted model, not a curated record. Bases 151 to 384 code for a protein of 77 amino acids. Lineage: Eukaryota; Fungi; Basidiomycota; Agaricomycetes; Polyporales; Laetiporaceae.
GCACAGCAUUUCAGUGACGACACCCAGCGCAGCGCGCGUGCGUGAUAAAGGCUGCCCGUUUGAAUCUCGACGAGGCGGUACCCGUGUACACCGUCACUCUUCUCGUCAGCCCCAAAUCCUGGGCCGUGUUCCUUGCAACGUUCAACAAAGAUGCACUACACAACAAUGAUCCUCGCCCUUUCUUCCAUCGGCUCUCUGUGCGCUGCAGCUCCCAUCUUCGAUGAGCAAACACGGAACAUGCCAUUGCCGCUACGAAUAGCUGGCAUCCACCAAUCUGCCGAACCGGGCAGUCUCCCUUGGAAUUCUCCAAAGUCCCUAGAUUGUCCAGAAGAAGCAGAUGAUGAGCAGGAGGGAAAGGGGGAGAUCGAGACAGACUGGAGAUAGGCCAUGGGCGGGCGCCAUGGGGGUUUUUCCAAUGGAAGCGAACCGGGUUUGGACGAAACAAUGCAGGCAUUUCACGACUCAUGACUUAUAACUUGCACUGUACAUGUAUAAUGCCACACGCAGUUUUGAAAGCAACGAGGAGCGGUGGUCUGAGGAGGAGACAUCAUACGUAGGAUAGGGUCGCUUCGGCGGCUUUUAAUUGUUGCAAUCUCACCUUCAAUCAAACUACUUUGCUGUCAACAUCAUUAGUUGGCAUAGUGGGUGGAAAGUACGGGCAUCGUUCGUGAGCACUUUGUUCAGCACCGAAGGGGUGCCUCAAGUCCUAGAAAACCAACACAAACCGCUCCCAACCGGCUUCAGUCGGCUGAUAGUCUGGAGCCUGGCACUUCGACCCAGCAUUAUAUCGACGCAGCUUGCAUGAGU